UUUUCAAUUCUAUCCCGCACCCCGCUCAUUAAACUGGGUUUAAUUGCUGCGCACGUGCCUUCUAGAAACGCGUAGACGAAAGACUUCAACGAGAGGCGAAGCGAUGAACCUCCGUGGAUGGUCCCCCUUUGGGGGUGGAUUUGCGGGACGCAUCAAACGGAGCCUAAUGAACGUGUGCGCGCACACACACACACACACACACGCGCAACCUCUUCUUAUCAAAAGCAACACACAUGCGAUAGAAAAGAAAUGGAAAAGCCCGCAAUAUAACAACAACAACAACACAUUCGGAGACAGAAGAUGCGUGCGGCCACUUCCGUCUCGCUUUCGGGCGCUUACCGGGCCUGCCAAAAUUUCUGGCACUGCCAAAAAAAAAAAAAACAAACCAAAAAAAAAGAAGUAAAAAAGCCUCGCCCUCCCGCUUGGUUCCUUCAAAAUAAAGACGUUCGCAGUGUGAAUGGGGUAGCUGGUACGCUUUCUUUUUUGUUGUAUAGUCGGGCGCGCGCUCGCUCGCGUGUGUGUGUGUGUAUUGUGGCACCCCGUCGAUUCGGGGUCUCGUCGCUCGCUCGCUCGCUCGCUGGGCUCGGAGUCGUGAGUCGGGCAGCGGAAGGUGGAGGCCAACGUUUCACUUGCUCCAGCUUUUCACCACGCCACAUUUCACUGCAAACAAGUCGCGCACCCGGGCCGAGCUUUUUUGACAGUGCGACCAGCAGUACGGGCUGCGCCAACCACGCACACGCGACUAGACGACGAACCCCACCUUAGGGAGCUUAGGUGUCGCGGCGCUGGUGUCGGGUUUAGCACCGCGACUGCCCUGGUCGGUGACCACCGUGUUCCAACCCCCACAACCCUCCCCUCCCCCCCGCUUUACCGGGGCCGGUCAUCCCUUUGAACCCUCGUUUGUGGAAAGUUCGUUCAACAGUGUGGAUCCCCUGCGGUGUGGUUGCUGCAAUUCCGAUUUUGCCGAUCGAUUCCGGUCCACCAACAUCACCACCUCUCCGCAGGAAAAUUUCCCGGAUCCAGGUGGUUAAACUCGCGGCGCUACUUCAUCCCCCUCCCCCUCCUAACCCGCUCUCCGAGAAGGGGUGCAGAAAAAACCAACCCCCCCAUCAGGUCAUACCUCCCUUUCGAGUUGGAAAGAAAGUACGAAAGAAAGAAAGAAAGAAAGCACACACUCACACACGAGAGAAGGGUGAAAAGAAGGCUACAAUCAGCUUACACAAAGACGAGCGCGCGCGCGCGCGCGUGUGUGUGAGUGAGACGCGAAGAAGAAGCAGAACGAACGGUGCAAGAAACCAACAGCAACAACAACAACAACAACAACACCAACAACAAAAACAGCAGAUGGAGUCGGCAGCCUCCGUCGCCGCCGCCGAGCAAGAGCAGCCGCCCCAGGAGCCCCAGGAGCCGCCCCUGGUGCUGCUGCGGCUAGAAAAACCAUGCCUCCCGCAAGCAACGGUAUAUGCCGAGCAGGCGCAGCAGCAGGAGGAGGAGGUGGUGGUGCAGCAGCGGGAGGAGAAGUUGCAGAAUGGCGCUAGCGGGGUGAACGGCGCGAGCGAACAGUCCCCCCCACCAUCGCCACCGCCGGUCGGGGAACGUUCCCACUGCUGCGAGCCAGCCGCGACGCCACCGUCGGGCGGGGACGGGCAGGAGCAGGGCGGGCUCAUAACGGCACUUGCCCCUGCAGCCGCCGCAGCGCUGGGGCCGACCGGGCCUGCGCCCGACCAGCCGGCGGAGAACCACAACACUCUCGGCACGAACGUCGUCGGUGCGUCAACGGCUCCGUGCAGCGGUGCGCAACAGAUCGUGUACGUACGCGGUGCGCAAACGUGCGCUCCAGAGGCAACGCCGCUCGGCCACUGCGACAACGUGGUGCGCAUACAGAUUGUCCCGGCAGACGAGCAGGAGGAGCCGGCGCAGGACGAUUCGCUAGUGAAGGACGAAGAAGAAAAGUGUGUGAAGUGUGAGGGCGAGGAAGGGCAGGAGGACUGCAACAACAACAACAGCAGCGGCAAGUGUCCGGCGCAGAGUGUAACGGUCGUGUCGGUCGUGCCGGACUCACAGCCACCACCACCCCGGCCAUCCUCCUCCUCCUCCUCCUCCUCCUCCUCCUCCUCCUCCUCCUCCACCACCACCUCCUCCACCGUGCUGGUGACGGUCACGUUCGAGGAUCGGACGCUGGUGCGCGUCGCAUCGCCCGACCCGCCGGAACCACCGACCAGCACCGCCGCGAUGGUGCAGAAGAAGCGGCACGAGCCGGCCGACCUGGACGGUGCCCCGUACGUCUACUACAUGGCGGCCCGGUCGGCCGGCGGCUCGACCGGCGGCUCGAGCGGCGGCUCCAGCGGCCAGUGCUCGCCGAGCGAUAUGCUCGACAGUGGCACCUGCAGCGAUAUCGAGCUGACGCCGCCGCCGCUGCCGAAAAAGAUGUCGCAACGGUUGCGCGCGUCGUCCGGCGCGAUAAAGAAAAGCCUCGCGGACGGGGGCGAUAUGGUGCGGCCGGCAGUGACACCACCGCCGCCGGUAUCGGCACCACCGACGCCACCGCUCGCAGCAGCAGCAGCAGCAGCAGCACCGCCACCACCGGUAUCGGGGGUUGAUAACGACGACGACGACAACGGGCCGGAUAGCGUUAUCAGCGUGGCGCACCAACACGAGCAGCGGCUCCAGCACCAGCAGCAGGAGACGGCCCGCAACAGACAGAACGCGGAGCAGACGGUCGACGGUUACGAUACGGGGCGGACGGCCCAGCACCAGCACGCAGCAAGUCUCAUCUCGGCGACCGAUAGUGACGGGUCGGAAUCGUGCCUGAGCUGCGAUUCGCUCAACUUCGAGCAGCUCCAGUCGAGCCUGGUGGUGGUGGCGGCGGCAGCGGCGGAGGAAGAGGAGGAAGGACAGCAGCUAGCGGUGCGAGCGAAGCGGACCGGUGGCGGUCCGGCCCUGCCCGACUCGCUGCUCGCCGCAAUACGGGGCAGCCGGCCCAAGGUGUACUGCACCGACGACGACGACGCCGCGGACGCAGACGACGAACCCGACGAGGACGAGGAGCGGAAGGUGGCCCGCCUGCCACCGCCGCCGGUGACCCAUCAUGGUGGGCAGCGGUCCGGGGGGCCGCUCGAUCUGAACAGCUUCGCGUCGGCGGCAGCGGCGGCGGCGGCCGUCGCCGCCAGCAGCACCACCACCACCCGCACGCUACUGAUGGACAAAAUCAACAGCCUCGAGGCGGGCCGGGCGGUGCGCCACGAUCAACCCGAUCAACAGCCGUCCAGCAACCUGCCGUUGCUGCACCACCACCACCACCACCCAAUCAAUGAGCGGGCGCCGAGCAGCUGCUCGGCCAGCUCGCACACCGCCGAGAGCGUCCGCAGCAAUCAGUUCGAGAGCGACCGGUACUACAAGUUUCAUCUGAACGAGCGGGCGGCGGGCGAGCAGCAGGGUUCGACCCGGCCCGGCUCGCCGGACACCCGGCCCGGACCGUCGGCCGGGGCGGCCACCGCCGCCGCCGACGACGACGACGAGAGCUUCGCCGGGCUGCGCGACCUCAGCAACGGCACGUCGACGAUCCGCAGCAACAAGGGCACGGUGCGGGGCGUCAAGAACCGGGUCCGCAACGGGAUCGCCACCUUUCUCCAGAUGCAGCAGACCGGCAUGAAGAACUACAAGGACAAGGAGGCGGGCAAGGUGGUCGUGUACAGCACCAGCAUGGGCAUCGUGCGGGAAACGUACACCAAGUGCGCGAACGUGAAGCAGAUCCUGCGCACGCUGCUGGUCAAGUUCGAGGAGCGGGACAUCUUCAUGAGCAGCGAGUACCAGCAGGAGAUCCGGGAGCGGAUGCAGUCGGACACGAUCAACAUACCGCAGGUGUUUGUGGACGGUCAGCACAUCGGGGACGCCGAAUGUAUCGAGCGGCUGAACGAGAGCGGCGAGCUGCGCAAAAUGCUGAAACCGUACAAGUGUCUGGAGUCGCCGUACAUGUGCAAGGUGUGCGGCGGGUACCGGUUGCUGCCGUGCCCGUCCUGCGGCGGCUCGAAGAAGUCGAUCCACCGGAACCACUUCACCGCCGAAUUCGUCGCCCUCAAGUGCAUGAACUGUGACGAGGUCGGGCUGGUCAAGUGUCACAACUGCUGAGCGGGGGUUUUUUUUUUUUGAGGGGGUCUUACAAUUUUAUCAGUACCACAUUACACACACACACAGAGGGAGCCUCAGAGCGUUUUUUUUUCCCCGAGAGGGCGCUAUCGCUCCCCAAAGCACUUUAUAAGCAGGCCGACGAAGGAGCUGAGCAGGGUAAACGGAGGACAGUGGCAGAGUCAGAGUAUGCUAGUAGCUAAGGAGAAGCUUCAUGUUUUAGGUGCGCGCGCGCGUGUGUGUGAGUGUGUAUGAGUGGGUUUAUUUUUGAUAGACACGCAUGACCACGUCGGGCUGGAAGGAGCCGAACAACAGGAAAAAUGGACACGGUCCCCCUUAUUUCGUUACUUAGUAGUUUGUCGUCUGUAGCAUGUAGCGGGUUUUGUUCGUUAAGUGAUUAGUGUGUCCCUGGUGUACUUCCUUCUUUUCUUUUCUCCUACACACACACACAGACACACACACAGACACAUGCACAAACAUGCAUAUUAUUAAAAGAAUAUUUUGUGCGCUCAAAAAAGCGACAUUCAGUUAGCUUUCUGUCAUCCUCCCGCAGUCAGCACGUUGUAGGCACACUAUUUAAACAAAUAUAACUUUUUAUUAUUAUUUUACGCAAACACACACACACACACAUACAUACACAUAUUGGUAAGGUGCCCAUUCAUCCUCAAAUAGCAGGUUUAGUUCUGUGUUUUUUUUUU
Molecule: messenger RNA, 4823 nt
Organism: Anopheles coluzzii
Lineage: Eukaryota; Metazoa; Arthropoda; Insecta; Diptera; Culicidae
Exons: 5
Coding region: 1345-4128 (927 amino acids)
Biological process (GO): sensory perception of sound
Source: RefSeq, a predicted model, not a curated record